Molecule: messenger RNA, 2694 nt
Organism: Diospyros lotus (date-plum)
Lineage: Eukaryota; Viridiplantae; Streptophyta; Magnoliopsida; Ericales; Ebenaceae
Product: auxin response factor 9-like
Exons: 14
Coding region: 272-2356 (694 amino acids)
Biological process (GO): regulation of DNA-templated transcription; response to hormone
Cellular component (GO): nucleus
Molecular function (GO): DNA binding; protein binding
Source: RefSeq, a predicted model, not a curated record
AAGGAACAAAUCCGGGCGUAUAUUAAAGCCCGUUUCCUAAUUCUGUUACUCCGUUUUCACUCUCGCUUCAUUCAUCCUAGAGAGAGGGGGGAGAGAGAGAGAGAGAGAGGCCCGACCUGUUUUCGGACCUUGGAUUCGGUUUUGCGGCCUCCGGGAGCGGUUUACCGGUUGCAGUGGUAGCAGUAAUUUUCAGUUUGGAGAGGAGUUUGGAGGUUUGAUUGAUGAUCUGGAGGUGACUUUUCGAUCUUUUUGUUGACUUAGUGCUUUAAUCAUGGCGAAUCAAGGGUCGUUUUCGCAGCCUAAUCCCGCAGCCGAAGGUUAUGGACGCGAGGAUCUGUCUUCGGAGCUGUGGAUGGCGUGUGCGGGGCCACUGGUGGACGUCCCAAGGAGAGGCGAGAGAGUGUUCUAUUUUCCGCAGGGUCACCUGGAGCAACUGGAGGCAUCAACAAAUCAGGAUGUUAAUACAAUCUUCAAACUUCCUUCGAAGAUCCUGUGCCGUGUCCUAGAUAUUAAGCUCCGGGCUGAACAGGAGACUGAUGAGGUUUAUGCUCAGAUAACUUUAUUACCAGAACCAGAUCACGAUGAACCAACAACUCCUGAUUCAUAUCGUCCAGAACCUCCUAGGCCUACAGUUUACUCGUUCUGCAAGGAUUUAACUGCCUCUGAUACAAGCACUCAUGGUGGGUUUUCUGUUCUCCGAAAGCAUGCCACUGAGUGCCUUCCCCCACUGGAUAUGAGUCAGCCAACACCAACCCAGGAAUUAGUAGCCACGGAUCUUCAUGGUCUGGAAUGGCGGUUUAAGCAUAUCUUUCGAGGCCAACCAAGGAGGCAUUUGCUCACUACUGGAUGGAGUACGUUUGUUAGUUCUAAGAGAUUAGUUGCAGGGGAUACUUUUGUUUUCCUGAGGGGGGAGAGUGGGGAGUUACGUGUUGGAGUUCGGCGGGCUACUCGUCAGCAGAGCUCCAUGCCAUCUUCAGUCAUUUCUAGUCAGAGCAUGCACUUGGGAGUGCUUGCAACUGCAUCUCAUGCCGUUACUACUAAAACCUUCUUUGUUGUGUACUAUAAACCAAGGACGAGUCAAUUUAUCAUAGGCUUGAACAAAUAUCUAGAAACUGUCAACAAUGGGUUCGCAGUUGGCAUGAGAUUCAAGAUGGCAUUUGAGGGGGAGGAUUCUCCUGAGAGAAGAUUUACAGGCACCAUAGUGGGGUCUGAGGAUCUUUCUCCUCAAUGGGAAAAAUCUAAGUGGGGGUCGUUGAAGGUUCAAUGGGAUGAGCCAGCAUCUAUUGCAAGGCCUGAUAGGGUUUCUCCUUGGGAAAUAGAACCUUUUGUGCCUUCAAUUUCUUCAAGCCAGGUUCAACCAAUUAUAACAAAGAAUAAAAGGCCCCGGCCCCCUACUGAAAUCCCAGAUCGUGAAACUGCAUCAACUACACCAGCUGUCCGUAAUCCUCCGCUUGUUCCAAGUCAAGUUACCAGCAACCGGGAAGGCCAAGUGAGUGAAAAUAUUGGUAUCUGGCAGCCUAAGCCAUCAGAGAGUUGUGGGACUUUCAUUAAUAGCAAUGGCAACUCUGUAUCGAGGACACAAAGCAAUGGGGGUUGGCUAUCUUCCUUCCAUGUAAAUGUUUCUCGGAAUCCUUGUAUUGAUGAAACAGAAGAUAGUAAAAAUGCUUCAGCGUGGUCUGUUCCUUCAGGCUAUUCAACCAGACGAUUAGGAAACCAGAGCGUUGGCCCAUUGGUUGACCCAGUUGGUGAGAAGAAAUUUGAGACAGGUUCAAGUUGCAGACUGUUUGGUGUCAAUUUGAAAAGUCCCUGUGUGGCUUCCCUAAUUGCUGAGAAGUCACCAGGACCUCCGGGGAGUGUGUCCAACUCUGCCACUGAAGAACAUGGACCAAGUACCCUAUCAGGUGCUGAUUCAGACCAAAAGUCCGACCUUUCAAAGGCUUCCAAAGAACCAAGACAAAGACAGAUGCAGACAUCACCAAAGGAGGUCCAAAGCAAGCAGAGCUGCUCUACCAGAAGUCGUAUCAAGGUUCAAAUGCAGGGGAUUGCUGUUGGUAGGGCAGUAGACUUGACCACUUUGAUUGGGUACUCUGACCUUAUAAAUGAACUUGAAGAGAUGUUUGAAAUAAAGGGAGAGCUUCUCCCUCGAAAUAAAUGGGAAAUUGUCUUUACUGACGAUGAAGGGGAUAUGAUGCUCAUGGGUGAUGAUCCAUGGCCGGAAUUCUGUAACAUGGUAAGGAGGAUCUUCAUUUGUUCAAGCCAAGAUGUGAAGAAAAUGAGCACAGGCAGUAAACUUCCUGGGACCAUGGCUGACAGCAAGGGAGGGAUGGUUCUUAGCCUGGAUUGCGCAGAACACUGAAAUAUGAAUCCGUUAUUGCCUUUUUCUUUCUUAGAUCUCCUUAUUUUGUUGUUCGGAUGCCAUGGUUGAUUCGAAGGCGGAGAAGGAAUGCAGAGAAAGACUUGCUCAGUACCUGGUUCUCGACUGCAUAAUACCGAAGAACAGGUUAACCAGGCUUAAACAUUUAGUGAACAUAGGAUUAGAUUCUGUGGAUACCAAUUAAGGAUGUUUGCCAUGCCAUGAAUUCUGAAUAGUGAAAACAUGUGUACUUGUAAAUAAGUAAUUGUCCUUUUGACACUAGAUUUUUGGUCAAAAUCCUUGAGUGAAAAUUUGCAGACUCUCUCUCUUUCCAGUUUGCA